UAUAACUUGUGCAUUUUGUAGUUUGUCAAAGGUAUCUCCUAUGUUCCUAUUAUUUCUUUAAUUUAAAUGUGUGCAGGGGCCGAAGAAAUGUGAGUUGGCAGUGGAAACCAUAGAAAACAAGGUGGCAUUUGGCUUGCUAUUUGAUGAUGAAAACAUGAACAAGUCUAUACAUGGAGUGGCUUUGCAGCCCGGAUGUGCUCGUGUCUCGGUGGAUGGCGCAAUUCAAGGAGACGCCUUGAUUCCAAUCCCCAUAAAGGGUGAAAUCGAGACAGUGGACCAAGCUGUUGGGUCUUAUGUGUCAUGGCCCCGAGACUUGAUCAUACUCCCAAAUGCCCCAGUUGUCGAGAAAAAAAAGAGAAAAGAAAAAGAACCUAAAACUGAGUUGGAAAAGGUGCAAAGAUUGUUUAAGAGUGUCGAGAUCAAUAAGAAAGUUCCACAGCGCUUUCGCUUGUUGUAUAAACAUGCAACAACAUUCAUGAAGUCCAGCGGGGGUUCGAUACAAAUGCCAUGUGAUGCCGAGGUUUUUGGUGCUGAGAAAACAAUUUUUAUAUUGGCUGAGAAUAUAAUUGCUUUGCUCGAGUUCCAAAUGAUUGGGCAAGGUGCACUAUCUGCAUACAUGGCGUACUUGCAUACGGUGGUUCGUGACAAUGACGAAUUGGAAAUGUAUGCUUUUUGUGAUCCCGCAACCAUAUUCACCAACAGUACAGAUAUUGAACGUAACUUGGUGAAUCGUUUGAAAGAGGGUAAUCCUGACCGGCUUUUCCUACUACCCUAUAAUACCAAUUGUCACUGGAUAUUGGUCAUAUUAUGGGCUGGAGAAAUAUUUGUACUCAAUCCUUUGCCUCGAGGAACUAAUUUUCCUGAGUUGGAAAAAGCACUGACUAGGGCGAUGAUUACUUUUAAUGUUCAGGCUGGGAGGGGAAAUAAAGCCCCUAGUAUCAAAUAUAUGCCGGGAUGUCCCAAACAACCUGGUGGGAUUGAAUGUGGCUAUGUAGUUAUGCGCUACAUGAGAGAAAUUAUAAUGGACCAUGAACUGUCAUUUUUAAAGAAGUGGGCUCUUAAGACGCGUAAGCUGAUUUGUUCGGAAGCCGAGCUUGAUGAGGUCCGGUUUGAGGCUCUUAGCCAUAUUGAAUCAUUCAUGUAGUUGCAAUGACUUUAGGAGUAAUCUGACUUUAGGUUUCGUUUAGAAGUCUACUGCUGAUUUUGGGAGUAUAAUGUGUAGUUAAUGGCAAUGCAGACUUGUGAAUUGAAGUACUACUAGUAUUGGUUGUGUUGUGGAUAAUUUGAAUUAGUUGGCAUCAGUACUAGUAUUGCUUGUUGGUGAAUUAUGUAAUUAGUUGGUGGAUUAAUGCAAAUAUGUUUGGUAAUUGGUGAUAUUGUUGCUUGGGAAAUUUGAUUGUUGAUUUGUUUUGAGAUUUUAAUUUUACAUUUGGGCAUGUUAUAUAAGCAGGUGGAAC
Messenger RNA from Daucus carota subsp. sativus, 1457 nucleotides. RefSeq lists its product as uncharacterized. Gene Ontology annotation, biological process: proteolysis. Gene Ontology annotation, molecular function: cysteine-type peptidase activity. NCBI's taxonomy places the organism in Eukaryota, Viridiplantae, Streptophyta, Magnoliopsida, Apiales, Apiaceae. Bases 155 to 1144 code for a protein of 329 amino acids. The record is from RefSeq and is a predicted model, not a curated record. The transcript is spliced from 7 exons.